Molecule: messenger RNA, 1385 nt
Organism: Eruca vesicaria subsp. sativa (arugula)
Lineage: Eukaryota; Viridiplantae; Streptophyta; Magnoliopsida; Brassicales; Brassicaceae
Source: the annotation of a GenBank genome assembly
GUCGUUCCGAAAGUAAAAGAGGAACUGGAAAGAUAAUUAGGGGACGAAAAAGAAUGGGAGAAGAAGAAAAAACCCUAAAUCCGAUCUACAGAGUUCCGGAAGAGUUAGAGGAAGAGAUUUUGCUUCGAAUGCCACUGAAGUCCAUCCUCAGAUUCAAAACCGUCUCAAAAAGAUGGAGAUCAAUCCUGGAAUCGAGGAGCUUCGCGGAGAGGCGUAUGAAAGCUGCGAAUAAGAACCCAAAAAUCCUGGCUGUUGGAGACCAGUCGCGAUUCAAAUUGGACGCAGGGGAGAUAGAUGUGGUCUGUUUAGGCGGUGAGGCCGCAAAAAGGCCCUCGCUGACUUGUGAAGGUUUGGUUUGCAUCCCCGUUCCAGGUUGCGUCAAUAUUUUGAACCCUUCCACAGAAGAAUACAUCAGUUUCCCUACGGGUACUGAUCCCGUCACCACGCGCUUUGAUUACAUAUUUUUUACAGCCUCAUGGUGGAAUAUUUUCCCUGGAUGUUGCGCGAUGGGAUUUGGUAAGGAUGAAGUUAAUGGCGAUUAUAAAGUAGUGAGGAUGUUUUUCGAUCCUAUUUUUCAUUGUGAGAUUCUUAAUGUGAGCAUUGGAGAAUGGAAGCUAAUAAAACCGCCUCCUUAUCGCGUGGAUCCAAGACGAAAGUCUGUGUAUCUCAAUGGAUCCAUCUACUGGUUAGAGAUGCUAGAUAUUGAUAGCAUACUAGCUUUGGACCUUCAUACAGAAGAGUUCCGUGAUGUCCCAGUUCCGCCAGAAUCCACAGACUUAGAUCAAAUAGUGAACCUUGAAAACCGUCUAGCCAUAGCCAUACCUGGUACUGAACCUGAUUGGACAUUAGUGCUAUGGACCCUAGAUGCACAAGAAAAGACAUGGACCUUGACUUACACCAUACGUUUACGCCUUUACGACCGCGAACCUUAUAAGGUGUGGUUUAGGCCCGUGGCGGUAUGUAAGGAAGGGAAUUUGCUCUUCUGUGAUAAUAAGAAGAGGUUGUUCAAGUACUAUCCGAAGACAAACAGUCUCUCUUGCAUCUCGUCAGACAUUUGUGUUAUAUCUGAUUUCGCUGAAAACUUGGUUUCGCUUCGCCCGUCUUCUCUUGCAAGAAAAUCGGACUACUUAUCUGGAUAUCACUAUGAAUACGAUGAUGUGCAGGAUAAUGUGCAGGGUUCGCAGCUGAUAGAAAAGUUUAGAUGGAUCAAAAAGAGAAUCCCAAGUAUUUUGAUUACCACUACUGUAGUGUCUGCAGUAAUUUUCCGCUAUUUUUCUGUUUCGAGUGCCUCUCGACCUUAGUAUUUAUUAUUUUUUUCUUUUCUAUCAACUCGGUGAAUUGACAGACCUGUUUUAUAUAUUCAUAUAUACUAAGGCCGGUGCGCG